AUGAAAUUCGAAAUUCAAAAACGAAAAACUGAUCCUUUACCCAACAAACAACAAAUCAAUGAAUUAGCUUAUGGUUUGGAAUUGAGUUGCCAAAGGUUCUUUUGGGUUUUGAGAGCACCAAGUUAUUUAGCUUGUUCUGCUUACCUUGAAGCUACAAAGGAGGACCCUUUACAAUUCUUACCAAGUGGAUUUUUGGAAAGGACAAAGGAUAAAGGUUUGGUUGUGCCUUUAUGGGCACCUCAGGUUCAGGUCCCUAGUCACAAUUCAGUUGGUGGAUUCCUAACCCAUUGUGGUUGGAACUCAACCUUGGAGAGUGUUCAAGAGCGAAUGCCUUUAAUAACAUGGCCACUCUUUGCAGAGCAGAAGAUGAAUGCUGUGUUGUUAACCAAUGGACUUAAAGUGGCAUUAAGGCCAAAAUUGAAUGAUGAAGGCAUAGUGGAGAAGGAGGAAAUCGCAAAGGUGGUAAAGUGUCUGAUGGAAGGGGAAGAAGGUAAAGAAAUGUGUGAAAGAAUGAGGAAUUUAAGAGAUUUCGCUACUAAUGCAUUAAAGGAUGGUUCUUCUGCACAAACCUUGCUUCAAUUGGCUAGUCAUUGGGAAAAUUUCAGUAGGAUUUAGGCAUUUUUCGGUUUAUUUUUAUCUCUUGGUCAUUACUUCGAUAUUUCUAAUUAGUUAUGUUUUGUUUGUUUUUCUUAA
Messenger RNA from Cajanus cajan (pigeon pea), 693 nucleotides. NCBI's taxonomy places the organism in Eukaryota, Viridiplantae, Streptophyta, Magnoliopsida, Fabales, Fabaceae. The record is from RefSeq and is a predicted model, not a curated record.